AUGUCCAAAUUAUUUGUUGGUGGCCUGGCAUGGCACACCACUGAUCAAACUCUCCGUGAAGGUUUCGAGAAGUUUGGCCCGGUCGAAGAAGCAACUGUCGUCAAGGACCAUGACUCCUUCCGCAGCCGGGGAUUCGGAUUCGUCCGUUUCGCCAAUGCACAGGAUGCGCAGGCUGCGAUCGAUGCCAUGAAUGACCAGUUGUUCGACGGCCGCACCAUCCGUGUUGAUAAAGCCUCUGAACGGACCGGUGGUCGUAACGGUGGCUACAAUGGCCGAGGUGGAUACAAUCGCCCCGAAGGGGGAAGUGGCGGUGGUUACCGUGGAGGAGGAUAUGGUGGUAGCUACAACGAUGGUGGCUGGCGUAACAAUAGCCAGCAGCCUUCCGCUGACCAAGGUGCCUAA
Molecule: messenger RNA, 402 nt
Organism: Aspergillus tanneri
Lineage: Eukaryota; Fungi; Ascomycota; Eurotiomycetes; Eurotiales; Aspergillaceae
Exons: 6
Coding region: 1-402 (133 amino acids)
Molecular function (GO): RNA binding
Source: RefSeq, a predicted model, not a curated record